UCUUUUUCCCAUUAGUGUAAAACCAAAAUAAUAAAAAUAAAAAUAAAAAUCGUUUCUUUUUCUGGGCUUAAACGUCCGUCGGGAAAUUGAGCCCUCUGCAUUUCACCGAUCGCCGGCGAAGCUCGUUCCUUCUGUUCUUGGGUUCUCUGGAUUCUCCCAAGUCUCCUCCAGUAAGUUCAAGUUCUCAGAGUUUUGACAGAAUCAGAACAUAGAUAAGCAUGUAGAUUUGGGUACAACAGACAUCAUGAACUCUGUGGCACACCCGGGUCAAGAAAGUAGUUUUGUUCAGGAGGGAGAUCUUGCUUUAGCCCCAUUCACCUCCAAUCAUGUUGCAACUCAGCAGCCUGUUAAAAAACCAACACGGCAAUGGGCUGCUUGGACACAUCAAGAAGAGCAAAGUUUCUUUUCAGCACUACGACAAGUUGGCAAGAAUUUUGAAAAAAUCACUUGCCGUGUUCAAAGUAAAAACAAGGAUCAGGUCAGGCAUUAUUACUAUCGUCUUGUGAGGCGUAUGAACAAGCUUCUGGGUCCGGGAUUAUAUUUGGAUUCCCGAAACUCUAAGGAUACUAAUGCUGCUAUGCUUAGAUGGUGGUCUUUGUUGGAAAAGUAUAGCUGUAAAGCAUCAAAGCUUCACUUGAAGCCCCGACGAUUCAAGAUUUUUAUGGAAGCAUUGGAACACCAACUCCUGAAAGACCGGAAGAAGACUGUCAGGAAGCGGCCUUCUCAGGGGGAAAACUGCCCUCCUGAGGCUCCUAAUACUUCUCCGAAUCAGAGUAGACCACCUGUACAUGACCGUCCAGUUAAACUUGUUCUUGUUGAGAGUCACAAUAUUCAGAAAUCAGGACCUGGGAAAGCAUCAUUAAAGCGAAGUGGAAGCAUAGGUGUUAAUCGUGGCAACAAAGGAGAUGCCAGUACCAUGAAAUCUGCUAGACAACGGCGUAAACCAGCAGAUGUACUUCCAUCAACAGCAGCAUUUAAAAAGUGGGAGAAGGCUGCAAUUGCUGGCGUUUCUUUGGUUGCUGAUGCUGCUGAGCAGUUGGAGCGAACAAUUGACAAAGAGGUUGGACAAGACAAAAGCAGUGCAGAGAGAAGUAAUUCUGUUCCAGUUGGAAAUUUUCUCCCUUCUAUGCCCAAUUUUCCACAAACCAUUUAUGCAGAGCACAACAUACACAACUCUAUGAAACUCAAACUCCAGUUGUUCCCAGUUGAUGAUGGUACAAGAAGAGCCUUGGAAAUGGAUAAACAUAAUCCUCACUUGGAGCUCACGCUCCCACCUCGGAAAAAGAUAUCCUCAGUUAUGGAACACCUGAAUCGCAAAUGGGGCAGUUCAAGUGUAGCAUCAGGAGUGCUAAUGCUUUUCCCCAAUAGUGUCCAGCACGAUAGUCUAACAGGCUAUCUGAGAUGGACGCAAGACUCAAAUGUCAGUGCAGGAGAUGUAUAUGCAAUGAUUGGAAGCCCUGCAGUUUUCCGUUUAAGGUAUGGUUGGUUCUCCACCACUGAGUUGGGAUCUGUUUCGUCACAAGCAUCUUGUAGGAUUUUAGGUGAGCAUGAUAAUGGGGAGAAGAUGAAGGACCCUGUAAUGGAAUCAGCACUAACUUCUCCACCAUCAGCUACCAAUCAAUGUGGAGACAUCCACAAUGAUCUCUUAUCCUCAGUGACAGAGAAUCAUUCUCUUGCUCAGACUUCAGCAGUUGAGACCAAUCAGAAAGGUAACCUUGUGGGAGAGUCUACAAAAAGUACAUUAUGGCAUGAAAAGAUCGCAGGUGAUCAGGGUAUCUUAAGACAUCAAGGAGAAGUGGAUGGCCUGAGAUUACAUAAUAGCACUGCCCUUUCAGCCAAAGAGUGGGCUGAUACCCUAACCAACAUUAGUGUUGGAGAUCUUCUUACUGGUGUGCCUCAUGAUCUAGGUGCUAACUGCGUUGAUCAGCCUCUCACUGGAAGGUCCCAGUGUCUCUCGCAGAUCCCAUUUAGCUGUGAUUCAUUUGAUGCUGCAAUUGCUGCUCAUAUUUCUAGACAGAAAAACAAGAUGGGAUGUGAGCCUACUAUGGCAUCCCAUGUAUGUUCCAUUUGGGAUGCUGAAGAAACAUGUGAUGAGUUUGUCUUUCAAAAGAAUUCGGCUUUCUAUCAACAAUCUGCCAGUUCAUCUGGUGCUGGUCCUCCAAGGGACUGCAAACAGAUGGCUAGUACAAGCUUGGCAGGCUGUGAUCGUAUGGUUGAGGACCUAUCUGUAGUAGAGAGGCCCCUUUAUGAUCCUCAAGGAGAUCGUAUUGAUGAGUGCCAGUCUGAUCCACAUAAUUUAGAAAGUUCAGAGAAAGAUUUCGACGCUUUGGCAGAUAUAUACUGGCCUGAAUCAUUAGCACCAUUAGAUUUGGAGCUACGGGCAUCUAAAUACCAAAAUGAAGAACUUAUUCUGAAUGAUAGUCUCAGUGGGCUGAACCGCCUUAUUGCCAGCAGUCUGGAUGCAUUUCAAAAUUGCUCUUUCUUUGGUUCAAACAAGAAAGAACCAACGCCAUCAGUUGAAACUCGAGACACUAUUUCCUUCGCAGAUUUUAAAAUUGGCAAUGAAAUUUGAAAUCUGCAAGAGCUGGUAGUAGGGGGUUAGAUUUUUUCAUGCUGGGGCUUCAAUUGGAGUUCAGUGACUAUAACAUUUUCUCAGUUUAGCUCUGACCUAAGGAUCGCAUGCCAAAGGUGUCCAUGCUAGCCCGAGCGGAAUUUAGCUGGGUGUACAUUUUGCAGAUCCAACCAGACGUAGAUUUGUACAAAAUAGACAUGAAGUUACUCCGUUGCACUCUGCUCGCCUUUUCCUGUGUUUUAUGUUUUGUAAAUUGUAUCUCAUGGCGGAUGUAUGAUCUCUGCAACCUGACAGAUGAACUUGUUAAUGUUAUCUGUACAUUCCUUCC
Molecule: messenger RNA, 2900 nt
Organism: Argentina anserina (silverweed cinquefoil)
Lineage: Eukaryota; Viridiplantae; Streptophyta; Magnoliopsida; Rosales; Rosaceae
Product: TSL-kinase interacting protein 1
Exons: 14
Coding region: 245-2572 (775 amino acids)
Biological process (GO): pattern specification process
Cellular component (GO): nucleus
Molecular function (GO): chromatin binding
Source: RefSeq, a predicted model, not a curated record